GGAGCCGAAACUCGCGGGCCUGGAAGAAGGUGAUCCUCCAGCAGGGAGCCUGGAUUCAGAGGGAAUGGCCCCUGGGAGCAGCCGAGCCCCAGCCCAGGAGACAGUGACAUUUAAGGAUGUGGCUGUGGACUUCACCCAAGAGGAGUGGGGCCUCUUGGACCAUCCUCAGAAGGAGUUGUACAAGGAGGUCAUGGUGGAGAAUGCCCAGAACCUGCUCUCCCUGGGUCUUCCAGUUCCCAGAGAAGAUGUGAUCUCCUAUUUUGAGCAAAGGGAAGUACCAUGGAUGCUGGAGGAAAAAGGACUGAGGAUCUGCUGUCCAGAAAGUGAGAUCAGACUUGAAGUGAAGAAGACUCCUGUAGUCCUUAACUUAUCUGUGGAAGAAACUCUGCAGCAAAGAUUCAUGGGUGAUGGUCCCUGUGACUUCACUUGGAGAGAAAUCUGUGCUCUUCAUCAGGGAAUCCACACUGGGGAGAAGCCUUAUGAAUGUGAUCAGUGUGGAAAGACUUUCAGAGGAAGUUGCAGUCUUGUUUAUCGUCAGAGAAUCCACACUGUAGAAAAACCUUAUGAAUGCAAUCAAUGCAGAAAGGCCUUUAAACAGGAGGCCCAUCUUACUGAACAUCAGAGAAUCCACACUGGAGAGAAGCCUUACGAAUGUGAUCAGUGUGGAAAAACUUUCAGAGUAAACUCCAGUCUUGUUAAUCAUCAGAGAAUCCACACUGUAGAAAAACCUUAUGAAUGCAAUCAAUGUGGAAAGGCCUUUAAACGGGAGGCCCAUCUUACUGAACAUCAGAGAAUCCACACUGGAGAGAAACCUUGUGAAUGUAGUCAGUGUGGAAAGGCUUUUAGACGCAGCUCCAUUCUAGCUAAACAUCAGAAAAUCCACACUGGAGAAAAACCUUAUGAAUGUAAUCAGUGUGGAAAAGCUUUUAGAGACAACUCGAGUCUAGCUGUACAUCAGAGAAUCCACACUGGAGAGAAACCUUAUGAAUGUAAUCAGUGUGGAAAGGCUUUUAGAGUCAGUUGCAGUCUAGCUGAACAUCAGAGGAUCCACACUGGAGAGAAACCUUAUGAAUGCAAUCAAUGUGGAAAAGCCUUCAAUCGGGAGGCCCAUCUUACUGAGCAUCAGAGAAUCCACACUGGAGAGAAACCUUGUGAAUGUAAUCAGUGUGGAAAGGCUUUUAGACGCAGCUCCAUUCUAGCUAAACAUCAGAAAAUCCACACUGGAGAAAAACCUUAUGAGUGUAAUCAGUGUGGAAAGGCUUUUAGAGACAGCUCCAGUCUAGCUGUACAUCAGAGAAUCCACACUGGAGAGAAACCUUAUGAAUGUAAUCAGUGUGGAAAGGCUUUUAGAGUCAAUUGCAGUCUAGCUGAACAUCAGAGGAUCCACACUGGAGAGAAACCUUAUGAAUGCAAUCAAUGUGGAAAGGCCUUUAAUCGGGAGGCCCAUCUUACUGAACAUCAGAGAAUCCACACUGGAGAGAAGCCUUAUGCCUGUAAUCAGUGUGGAAAGGCUUUUAGACGCAGCUCCAUUCUAGCUAAACAUCAGAAAAUCCACACUGGAGAAAAACCUUAUGAAUGUAAUCAGUGUGGAAAGGCUUUUAGAGACAGCUCCAGUCUAGCUGUACAUCAGAGAAUCCACACUGGAGAGAAACCUUAUGAAUGUAAUCAGUGUGGAAAGGCUUUUAGAGUCAAUUGCAGUCUAGCUGAACAUCAGAGAAUCCACACUGGAGAGAAACCUUAUGAAUGCAAUCAGUGUGGAAAGGCCUUUAAUCGGGAAGCCCACCUUAUUGAACAUCAGAGAAUCCACACUGGAGAGAAGCCUUACGUCUGUAAUCAGUGUGGAAAGGCUUUUAGACGCAGCUCCGUUCUAGCUAAACAUCAGAAAAUCCACACUGGAGAAAAACCUUAUGAAUGUAAUCAGUGUGGAAAGGCUUUUAGAGACAACUCCAAACUAGCUGUACAUCAGAGAAUCCACACUGGAGAGAAACCUUAUGAAUGUAAUCAGUGUGGAAAGGCUUUUACAUACAAGACUUAUCUCAAUGAACAUCAGAGAAUCCACACUGGAGAGGAACUUUUUAAAUCUUAUGAAUGUAAUCUAUGUGGAAAGACCUUUAAACAGUCAGCCCAUCUUACCAUACAUCAGAGAAUCCACACUGGAGAGAAACCUUAUGAAUGCAAUCAGUGUGGAAAGGAUUUUACAUGGAGGAGCAGUCUUAUUGUCCAUCAGAGAAGCCACACUGGAGAGAAACCUUAUGAAUGUCAUCAGUGUGGAAAGGCCUUCACAGGCAGCUCCAGUCUUGCUGAACAUCAGAGAAUCCACACUGGAGAGAAACCUUUUGAAUGUCGUCAGUGUGGAAAGGCCUUCAGAAGUAGCUCCACUCUUGCUCAACAUCAGAGAAUCCACACUGGCAAGAAACCUUUUGAAUGUCAUCAGUGUGGAAAGGCCUUCAGAAGUAGCUCCACUCUUACUACACAUCAGAGAAUCCACACUGGAGAGAAACCUUAUGAAUGCAAUCAGUGUGGAAAGGCUUUCAGAGUUAGGUCCAGUCUUACUGAACAUCAGAGAAUCCACACUGGGGAGAAACCAUUUGAAUGUAAUUACUGUGGUAAAGCUUUUACACGGAAGGCUCACCUUAGAGGACAUCAGAAAAUCCAUACUGGAGAGAAACCUUGUGAAUGCAAUCAGUGUGGAAAGACCUUCAGACGCAGCUCCAGUCUUGCUGAACAUCAGAAAAUCCACACUGGAGAGAAGAAAUUUUAUGAAUGUAAUCAGUGUGGAAUGGCCUUCAGAGGCAGCUCCAGUCUUGCUACACAUCAAAGAAUCCACACUGGGGAGAAACCAUAUGAAUGUAAUGAAUGUGGAAAGGCUUUUAGAGUCAGCGCCAGUCUAGUUAAACAUCAGAGAAUUCAUAUAAGAUAUAAACCUCAUCAGUGACAUGAUUGAGGAGAGGCAUGUAAAUGGAGUAUGGAGCUUUGUAGACAACAGAAAAUUGUGCAUACAAGCCAUUUAUGGUCUCAGUGUGAAGAAGGCCUUCAGCCAGAAAUCAUCUCUUAUCCUUUCCUCAAUGGAUUCUGUUAACAGGAUUUUUACUGAGUCAGUGUCUAAUCUGAGAAUGCUUGGAACCACACAAAGCAGGCCUAGAAACAGGAGUGCCAGUAAUCAUGGUGUUUAAUCAAUGUCAGAGUGAAGAAUGUUUCCUUAGGUGAAGCAAACACACUGGUUUUAUAUUCAAGUCACAACUGGAGAAGGAGUGGGGGAAGGUGGACUACAAACUACCUUUUAGUGGUUUCCCACAAAAAAGAGCUACCAACUACACAAGAGGCAUCUGGGCUAGAAUCCAGGGCUCUGGACAGUCAAAGGGACCUCCUGAGAUUCCUCUAUAGGAAAUGGUUUCUGUCUUGGUAAAUCUAAAUAGACUGUUUCCUGUGGCCAGAUCAGCCAAAGCAAAUGGGGUGAAAAGGAACACUUUUGCAGAACUUGCAAAGUCUUCAAAAAGAUAGUCUGUUCCUCUGUUUUUCUAACUGAUCAAGUCUGGUAGGCAGAUGAGACACAAGAGCACAACAGAUCUUCCCCCCCCCCCACCCCGGUCUGCAGAAAUGUAUAGUGUCAUUAAGUAAUGAUUAAAUUUAUGAGUUUGAGAAGGGAGGUGGAGCCAUGAUUGCUCAGUAAGGGCAGAAACUCACCUGAAUUCUCCCAAAUUCUGCUCAAAACAAUUUUAAAUGAUGCUUUGAAUCCAAUUCUGGAGGGGAAGAACCAACAAAAAGUCUGGAUAAAACAAUUUUCCAACCCAAGACAGCUUAGCAGGCCACAGGAAAAAUGAUGGUGGUUGUACCUGCACACCAGUGUGGUGAAGGCCAUUCCUCACCAAGGCAACAGCAGCAGCUUGGAGAGCUCUCAGCUCAUUGACAAUAAAGGGGUCAGACAACUGGUCAGAAAGGGAUGAUAAGGAAGCUUGUCCUGGUAUUGGGCAUAGGACCAUCUUGUAUUGCACAUACACAGUUUCAUGUUCCAAUCCCAGAGUAAAAAGAAGGAAUGAAUUUCCACCUCAAAAUUUUUUUCAAAAUGUUUUUAAUAUUGUUAUAUAUAGUUGGAAAACCAAAAUUUUUCAAAAAAGAAAAAAACAGUGCUGCACUCAAUAUGCAAGCAAAUUUGGAAACUUCCAAAGUGUCUACUGGAUUGGAAAAUGUCAGCUUAAGCCCCAGUCCUAAAGAAGAGCUAUGCCAGAUGCCAGUGAUCUGGGCUGCUGAAAUGUAUGGGAAAAUUCAGGGAGGGGUUGCUUUCAAAGACAUUUUCUUUUAGGAGCCCAUCAAUAGCACCACAUUACUCCCCCCUCAAACAAAUGGGACCCAGUAUGUUUUGGGGUAAGGGGUAAAGUCUCAGAUUCUGAAACUGCUUCCUGCUGGCAAGGGCUGUAUAGCUGUCCCUGCUUUGGUAUUUCAGAGAGGCAGUUGAGUGGAACAACAAAGGCUGCAUCCAGGGGACAUGAGCUGGUACCCACUGUUUGCUCUCAACCAUAGGUGAAUGGCCUGUAGUCUGCAAGACCCAAAUCUAACAAGCAGGUUCCAUGUGCAGGGCCCAAAUAUAGGGGGACUUAAAAUUCCUUUAGGAGGAUCAGAUGCCAUUGGGAAGUAGCAAUAAUUUUGUAGGUAGAAGUUUUCCACCCCUGGGUUCAAUACUUAAACAAAUCAAUUUGCCAGAGACUGACUUUUACUCCAAUUAGAACAAAAGCCUUGGGAGGAUACUUAAGUAAGGAGGUUACCUCCCUCUAAGAAAAUUGCACUGAAAUUCUCUUUCCCCAAACCAAAGUGAAGAUGUUUCUGAUUUAGUUUCAGUAAUCAAUAGAAUAACCUAAAUAGGUUGUUUAGGAUAUAGAAAGGAAUAUAAGUUUAGCCAGACUAGCUCAAAUCUGAAACAUACCUUUUACUAGCCCAGCCUUAGUCUGUGGGAUAAUAAAUCACUUGACUAUGCAGGCAGGUAGAUGAGAAGCCUGAAUAUUAAUUUACCCAGCUGUUGGAGUAAAGUAGUAGGUUGACUACGCAUUCAGGUCAAAACAGCAAGAUCUCACGUGCUUGCAAUGUGCUCCUAUCUUUGACCAUUUGUUCUGAUUACAGAAAUCUGGUAUAAAAGGAUAAAAUGAGGAUAUGAUUAUAUCAGAUAAAACAGGAUAAAACAUCCUUAUCAGGUAAUUCACAGUUUUCCAACCAUGCAGUAUCAAUUCCACCUCAUAGCCAGGUGGGUAACAUUCCUGUUCAAAGGAACACAAUGGGGAAACUGAGCCAGGAGGAUCUCAUCUUAAAAUGAGGCUUAAAAGUGGUCUUUCAGCUUUUCUAGAUCCAGACAUUUACCUGUAUCACAUUCUGAGUACCUUGUGGCAAUUCUCUUAGAUGGUGGAUUAUUGACGAUUUAUUGAUGGAUUAGUAUGAUCCAUUAGACAACUCAAAAUCAGUUAUGGUCCUAUGAGCUUUACAUCAAACAGCAAGUUUCACUAAUCACAGCUUGGGGGAAAUUUUGCUAGGACUUGCAUCUCAGAUUUACAAUUUGAAAUGGUGUAAAAGCCAAUCUUUAGAUGUUUAUAUACUUGCAAAUUCUUGGGAAGCCAAGUUCAUUGGAUCUCUGUAACCCAUGUAAGCACUUUUGGCAGUUUACAAAAUCAGGGGAUUGACAAGAAACCCUGAAAAGGGGCUUCUGCAUCCCAUCUACCCUUAGAGAUGUUGUGGAGUGUUUCUUAUGACUAGCCCUGAGGACUGCUCUGAAUGGGCAGAACCAAUCCAGAUAAGGCUUCAUCCCCUGCUUUCCACACAAACACACAGUAAUCAAUUGCUAGUUUUAGAUUUUAGCAUUAAAAAAACAACUGAAAUAGUUAGCAAUCUUAGAAUUUUCCUGAGAGCCAAACUCUGCAACUUUGCUGCAACUUCCUCUUAACUAUAAGUUAAGGUGAAAAUACCCAGUUUUCUAAAUGUUACAAAACAUUAUAAGACAGGGUUAGCAGGGGAAGAAUUUUUCCACUGUCUUUUCAGUUUCUCUCAUUUCAUACUCUAAUAAAUCCAAGUUAUGUAAAGUUCCUUAAUAUAAUUGAAACAAAAGUUUACCAAUUUGAAACAAACCCAUUACCAAUCAGGUGACUUCAAUUUUGUUUUAUGCAUUUCCAAAUUACAGAGAGAACCAGCAUCUCAUGAUUAACAAGUUAAAACUACAACUUCAAAAAAGUGGAUUUACCAAGGGCAGAGGGAGGCUGGCUUCUUACCUCAUGCUGCCUUGACCUAUUCCACUUUCCUCUCCACAGCUGCUGGGGGGAGCAGUAAACAGGAUGUGCUGAAUCUGGAUGAUGCUUCCAGGCUUUUUGGGUAGUUCCCCAGGUUCCCAGAGCCCAGGGCUUUUGCUUAUGGGGCUCCUGCUGUAGCUGCUGCCCUUCCCUCUCUCUCCUUUCCCCAGAUGGAGGAGGGUGAAUUCUUUUACCUCCUCUGUUCAGGAGGACACUUACCUCAAUUACUCAUUCUGCUUCUUAACUCCUUUGUACUAUGAACUGGGGUGCCUCUUCUUCGGUGUCAUAUGUUCCUGUUAAUAAAACUUUUUUGCUUUCAAUUCA
This is a messenger RNA of Trichosurus vulpecula (common brushtail), 6587 nucleotides long. RefSeq names its product zinc finger protein 420-like. Gene Ontology annotation, biological process: regulation of DNA-templated transcription. The record is from RefSeq and is a predicted model, not a curated record. NCBI's taxonomy places the organism in Eukaryota, Metazoa, Chordata, Mammalia, Diprotodontia, Phalangeridae. Bases 65 to 2935 code for a protein of 956 amino acids. The transcript has 6 exons.